Messenger RNA from Nerophis lumbriciformis (worm pipefish), 909 nucleotides. NCBI's taxonomy places the organism in Eukaryota, Metazoa, Chordata, Actinopteri, Syngnathiformes, Syngnathidae. The record is from RefSeq and is a predicted model, not a curated record.
AUGUUCGGUUCGUCGAGGGCAGGAGGAUCCCGAGGAGGCCAGGAUCAGUUCAACUGGGAUGACGUCAAGGUUGACAAACACCGAGAAAAUUAUCUGGGUAAUUCUCUAAUGGCUCCAGUGGGUCGAUGGCAAAAAGGCAAAGACCUAACAUGGUACGCCAAAGACAAAACUGGACGUGCCCGGACCAAAGAAGAAGAGCUUGCAGCUGUGAAGGCCGCCGAACAUGACGCAUUGAUGGCUGCCCUAGGACAUAAGGUUAUAAAGAGACAACCCACGGGACUGACCAAAGAGGACUUGGCAGAUAUUUGUAGGAGAGAAGAAGAUGACGGUGAAGAAAGGAAUGUGGAUCGCAUCUCAGGCUUAGGGAGCUCCAGUGCCAGCUCACGGAAAGUGGUCCUCUCCCAGAAGGAAAAAGAGGCUGUUAAAAUGGGCCUGCCAGUUUUUACACACCAUAAGACUGCAAAUCGCCCCGAAACCUUGACAGCAAAGUCAUCAGAGAGUGCAGAAAAAGAAGUAGUAGAGCAACAUUUUAGUCAGGAGAGCAAGAAGAAAAAGAAAGAAAAGAAGAGCAAAAAGGAGAAGAAGAAGAAGAAGAAAAGUAAGAGGAAAAGAAGUGACUCAUCCUCCUCAGAUUCAGAUGACGAAAGAAAAAGGCCGCGAAAGGACCACCACCAUCCUAAUCCAUCAUACCACAGUCAGAGUGGAGCCAGAACCCAUGACAGCCAUUCAAGGGGGGGACCAAAAGCAGAGCGACAGUCUCCCCGCCCCCGUCAUCGGCAGCAGCGCCAUGACACAGACUCCUCUGACGGGGGGUCCCCUGUCCGGCGUAACCCCUCGGGCCGCAAGACGGCCCCUGACGGUGCCGCACAAUGCCGCGGGCAACGCCAUGACACGGACUCGGACAGCUAA